This is a messenger RNA of Acytostelium subglobosum LB1, 1230 nucleotides long. RefSeq lists its product as hypothetical. The transcript has a single exon. NCBI's taxonomy places the organism in Eukaryota, Evosea, Eumycetozoa, Acytosteliales, Acytosteliaceae. The record is from RefSeq and is a predicted model, not a curated record. Bases 1 to 1230 code for a protein of 409 amino acids.
AUGAAUGACACUCAAUCAUCGAUCAACAACAUUGUUGGCGAGAUCAGAGGCAUCAGCACUCUGUUCAACCUCCCAACAAACAAUGCUGACGUGGAUGCGGAUGUGGAAGCGGAUGGUGAAGGAGAUGACUUCAUGAAGGAUGGGCAAGCCGAUGACACCUAUAACGACGACGAUGACAAGGAGAGUGUACCAGUCAACAUUGAUCAUAUCCAAUCAUGUAAAUCUGUGGAGGAGUACAUCAACUCGGCUUGCAGUCUAGCUGCGGCACGUGGCAGACCUAAGGACAAGGUCGACGACUAUCAACUGCUGUCAUUGGUCAAUCAAACAGUUCAAAGGAGUGAGUUGGGAUACGAUGUCACUCAGCCAGUCCAGGCCAUGUUCUACGAUGAUCGUCUUGUGUCCGCCAAGAAGCAGCUUCAAUCGUCGUAUUCACUCGUCGAUCCCAUGAAGGGUAUCAACGGAAAGGAGAUUGUGUUCUGCGUUGGGCAUACGACGGGCCUGUUCUACCUGCCUUGGUCAGACAAGACCCAAGAAGUGGAGGGAGGCAACCAGCUGUGCAAGGUAUAUACUGUGCCCGUCUUUGCCAAAGGCCACUUAUAUCUCUUUGGCACAUACUAUGGCUAUGGAGGUGUUGCACGUCAUAACAAAUCUUUUGCCCGCUACUCCUUUGAGACUCAACAAUGGACCAAUCAUAUCAUUAGCAACAGGAUCGACAUUAUUGGUGACUCCAAUCUCACCGCUUGCUUCGAUGGCUACACCUACAUCUACCUGGUUGGCAAGGGUGCCCAACAGUAUAGCGAUGGAAGUGUUGUGCGUCUCAACGUCCAAACACUCGAGUUCGCUCUUGUUGGCAAUCCGAACUUUGGCCAGCUUUUCCCAAGGGCAUUGUACUUCUUCAAUAAUCAUAUCUAUGGCACCAACCAUCAAAACAUCCAGGUUCAGGCAAUCAGUUGCUACAACGGCCAUGUGAGCACCGUGUUCAAUGAUGUAGGACAUCAACCAAAGUCCUCAUCAUAUGACGACAAUGGCAAGAUAUACUUCUACACCGACCUGUCUCUGAUUGAGGUCAGCCUGGCAACUAUGACCAAACAGACCUAUCUACGUGACAACCCACCAGUGUUGGACAAGAUGUUAUACUUCAACAAUCCCAACUAUGUACUACUAAAUGGACAAUGGAUCCAAUGCAAAGAAGAUGUUCGUUUAGGAUCAUGUGUGUUCCGUCACGAUUGA